This is a messenger RNA of Linum tenue, 81 nucleotides long. The record is from the annotation of a GenBank genome assembly. NCBI's taxonomy places the organism in Eukaryota, Viridiplantae, Streptophyta, Magnoliopsida, Malpighiales, Linaceae.
AUGGAUCUACGAGUACUUCCCAUGUUUACGAGAUCAGAAGUUGGGGACACGUGGAUUGGUGUGCGGGGAACCUUUUGCUAA